Morchella importuna is the source of this 345-nucleotide messenger RNA. RefSeq lists its product as uncharacterized. NCBI's taxonomy places the organism in Eukaryota, Fungi, Ascomycota, Pezizomycetes, Pezizales, Morchellaceae. The transcript is spliced from 2 exons. The coding region runs from base 1 to 345 and encodes 114 amino acids. The record is from RefSeq and is a predicted model, not a curated record.
AUGACCCAAGGCAUCAAAGACAACUACACCUCCCCACCACCACAAUACCCACCCCAAGCCUACCCCCCGCAAGGCUACCCGCCUCAGCCCGGCUACAACACCUACCCCCCUACCACCCAGGGCUACCCACCACAGCAGCAGCAGGGCUACUACCCACCACAGCAAGAGGAAUACUACACGCCGCCCCAGCAGCAGCAGCAGCAGGGAUAUCCGCAGCAGCCGAUGGUCUACCAGAUGCCGCCGCCGCCGCCCGGCGCGCAGAAGUCGGAUAGUGGCUUGGGGGCGAUGUUGGCGGCGUUUUGUGGCGCGUUGGCGUGUUGUUGCUGUUUGGAUGCGAUUUUUUAG